Hordeum vulgare subsp. vulgare (domesticated barley) is the source of this 1545-nucleotide messenger RNA. RefSeq names its product probable isoprenylcysteine alpha-carbonyl methylesterase ICMEL1. The record is from RefSeq and is a predicted model, not a curated record. NCBI's taxonomy places the organism in Eukaryota, Viridiplantae, Streptophyta, Magnoliopsida, Poales, Poaceae. The coding region runs from base 1 to 609 and encodes 202 amino acids. Gene Ontology annotation, molecular function: hydrolase activity. The transcript has 7 exons.
AUGGCGUCAGGAAGAGAGGACCCAAAGGAGAAGGAGAAGGGGCACAAGGCGAGGGAGGCGGUCGUGGGCGCGGAUCAGGGCGAGGCGGUCCGGGUCGACGUCCACCAAGACGUCCUUGCCAUACUCUGCAUCUCCUUCAACCAUGGUUCCAGGAUUUAUCUUGUUGGACAAUCUGCUGGUGCACAUAUUGCUGCUUGUGCUCUCAUAAAUCAGGCUAUCAGAGAAUGUGGUGAAGAUACUUCCACUUGGAGUGUUGCACAGCUAAAAGCAUACUUUGGUAUUUCUGGCGGUUAUAAUCUUCUUAACUUGGUUGAUCAUUUCCAUAGGCGUGGUCUUUACCGGUCCGUCUUCCUCAGCAUUAUGGAAGGCGAGGAAUCAUUGAGGAAAUUUUCUCCAGAAGUCGUGGUUAAGGACGUAGCAGUUAGAUCCGCAGUCUCUUUGUUGCCACAAAUCAUCCUUUUUCAUGGGACAAGUGACUGUUCAAUGCCCUCUGCUGAAAGUGAAGCAUUCCUUGCUGCUUUACAACAGCGUGGUGCUAAAGCGGAUCUAUUCUUAUACGAAGGAAAGACACAUACUGAUUUAUUUCUUCAGAGUGCAGACGUACUUUGAUCAGUUGAAUCGCAAGUCUGCGGAAUAAAAAUGCCCGCUGGAGCCAUUCUAAGGAAGAAGAAGAAGAAGCGUAGCCUGCACCUAGGUACUCCUAUGUCUGAAGCCCGCCGUUUUAUUAUGAUGUUACUCAGAAUGAAACUGCUGUGACAAGUACAUCGUUCACAUUCAUACUGUGUGUGCGAUGGUUAGUAUUUCGGUCAUUUAUUCAGUAGUAGUGUUGCAGACAAUAUUGUGACCCUGACCAGCAGAACCAUGCCAAUUACUUGCACAUCUCCUUGUCAGGAACCAGGCUGCAUCUUGUGAAGAAAUCAACACUUGUCAUGUUAUUAACUGAAGAAAUUGACACCCGGCGGUUAUCUUCAUCAAAUCUAGCAGCAACUUACCGGUUUCCCUGGAGCUACGGCACACUGCCACACUCUUCAUCAUGCAUCCAACAAGCUCUGAAGACUGGGGCUGCCGCUAUUUUGGAUUAUGACCUUUACUAUCUCGUUGUUCACCAGCUUUGAUGCUGCUUUGCCAGGCAGUGGCAGAUGUCAUCAUCUCCAGAGUGGAGAGGAGAUGUGCACAAUUCACUGAAUUAUGCGCCAUCAAUCAGCUGAACAUGCUCUUGAAAUCAUGAGCUGCUUCUUCGCCAUCAACUGCAUCAUCUUGUGCUGCUGUGAAGAUGACCAAGGUGUAUGGAAUGGGCGCAGAACCAUCAAAUUUCUCCAUCGGGCCUUCAUCAUGCAGUUGGUAAACCUGUAGUGUUGUACAAACUGAAGUUCCUCUUAUGAUGUGUACGUGCAUUCAUAAGGUGGUCGGUCACCACAUAUUAGACAUUAUUUAUUUACGUCUCGGGUUAUAACUGUUGGCGCACCUUUCCUUCUAUUUUUUAUUUUCGAUAAAGAACAUUUCAUCCGACCGAUAUAUUGAGGUGAUACAACAGUAUUGAAAGAA